This is a messenger RNA of Pteronotus mesoamericanus, 2117 nucleotides long. RefSeq names its product sorting nexin 11 (gene SNX11). Gene Ontology annotation, molecular function: phosphatidylinositol phosphate binding. NCBI's taxonomy places the organism in Eukaryota, Metazoa, Chordata, Mammalia, Chiroptera, Mormoopidae. The record is from RefSeq and is a predicted model, not a curated record. The coding region runs from base 83 to 895 and encodes 270 amino acids. The transcript has 7 exons. Gene Ontology annotation, biological process: intracellular protein transport; vesicle organization. Gene Ontology annotation, cellular component: endosome.
GAGAAGCCGGGACUGUCUAUAUGGUGGGGCGCUGGCGGUGUUGCUCUGUGGAGUGGGUCCUGCUCUCAGAUGUUUUCUUCCAAUGGGCUUUGGGUAUAGGAUGUUGGAGAACCAAGAGCCGGAGGAGGUGAUCACUGUGCGUGUCCAGGACCCCCGUGUGCAGAAUGAGGGCUCCUGGAAUUCUUACGUGGAUUAUAAGAUCUUCCUCCAUACCAACAGCAAAGCCUUUACGGCCAAGACGUCCUGUGUACGUCGCCGCUACCGUGAGUUCGUGUGGCUGAGAAAGCAGCUACAGAGAAACGCUGGUUUAGUGCCUGUACCUGAACUUCCUGGGAAGUCAACCUUCUUUGGUAGCUCAGAUGAGUUCAUUGAGAAGCGACGACAAGGCCUGCAGCACUUCCUUGAAAAGGUCCUGCAGAGUGUUGUCCUCCUGUCAGACAGCCAGUUACACCUCUUCCUGCAAAGCCAGCUUUCGGUGCCCGAGAUAGAAGCCUGUGUCCAAGGCCAAAGCCCCAUGACCGUUUCUGAUGCUAUUCUUCGCUAUGCUAUGUCAAACUGCGGCUGGGUCCAGGAAGAGAGGCAGGAUUCUUGUCACUUGGCUAAAGGAGACCAGCCUAAGAGUUGCUGCUUUUUUCCAAGAUCGAGUAGGAGGAGUUCUCCCUCGCCACCUCCUGAGGAGGAAAAGGAUCAUUUUGAGGUGUGGGCUCCUGUUGUUGACUCUGAGGCUCCUUCCUUGGAAAGCCCCCCUCUCCCACCUCCAACCUCACCAUCAUGCUGUGAUUUUGCAAGACCUGAUGAAGGACCCUCUGAUCCUCAGCCUGUGAAGAGGUCCUUGGGAGGGGACCAUGCUGUGCCUUUGGAUCCUAGUCAGUCAGAAACAGUUUUGGAAAAGUGAACUCUGGUCUGAGCUCUGGGUUCUGCUCUGAGAUGGACAGAGGAGAUGCAGACAAGGAGAUGUAAGCACUGGGGUGGGACUGGGCACAGGGCAGCAUUGGGGAAGCUGGGCUGCUUAGUGUUUUACAGCUGCCUCUGCUCGGGCUGGUUGCACAGAGGUCGGUCAUGACAACUCCUCAAGCUUCCGCCAUAGAAAUAACACUGUGCAGAUGUUUGUAAGUUAGGUAUAAGGUCCAGGGGCUGUUGGUUUUGAGCAGGAUCCCAUGUUUACCCUCUUGGGAACUUAGUUUCUUAUGAUGUUUGUUAAUGGGCCCAGGAGCGCUGCCCCUAGGUGACUGAUUUUGGGGACCCAUCAGCGGCAGAUGUUAAGCUGCCAGAUUGAAUAUUGUCCCAACAGAAUUGCUUGUGUAGUUGUAUUCCCACCGGCUCGGUUUUGCUGCGGGCCCUGGAGCACUUUUUUUCUGGGAGGCUGGCCUCUUGCCUACCUCCUUGCAUGGCCAGGGUGGUGAAAAUUUAUUCUCCCACCCCCUUGCUUUUCCUCCACUAAUACCAGUGAACGGAAUGGUGCUGUGACUCCUGUCGCUGGCGUUCCCUGCAUAUCCCAGGACCUCCGCCUGGCCGUGUGGGGCCUGAGACCCACAAAGCAGGUCGUGACCACGCAUGAAAGAGAAGUGGUUGUUCACAGCCAGAGGAGAGGCAAACAGCUCAGGGAGUUUUGUUUUGGAAAAGGCUGUCCUGGCCUGUCACUAUCUCUUCUGGUUAUAAAGCAGAGACACCACCAUCUUUUCUGCAGAGGUAGAAUGCGCUCCUUUCUUUUUUGAAUCCUUUUCUUCUCCCUUAGUAACAGCUCCCUGCCCCCGGGGCUUCAGCCUCUGCGGUGUACCUCUGCUGUGCUGCAGGGAGGCCGUAUGUUCAGUCCAGUGGGGCGCAAGGGCUUUGUUUCUUUCUGGAGAGAGGGCUCUGGGGAUGGGGAUGAGGAACAACAUGCCUCCCUUCAGACAAUGAGGCAUUCUGCCCUCCUGCUGCCAUAAUUCCUCUCCACUGAGAGGCAGAGCUGGUGGGAGGCGAGUGCCGCUGGCGCUCUGCGUUGCUCUGCACUUAGGUUUGUGUGUGGUUCUUGCCCACUCCUCCAUCCUCAGGACACCCCACCCCGUCUGUGGGCUCUUUUACUACCAGCCUAUGCUGUGGGACUGUCAUGGCAUUUAGUUCAGAGUUGAGGGGCU